ACCCUCACGCUGCUGACCGCCAGCCAAUCAGCGGCGCCGCUGCCCGCCAGCCAAUCAACACGGCCGGCCAAGGGUCACGUUGUACACCGCUGCAGGACGCGGAAGGCUCCAUUAUUCCGUCCAGAACCAGAUCGAACCAGGAUGUCCGAGCUCCAGGGGAAGUUUGAUGCUGCAGCCGCCCAGGUGAAGCAGCUGAAGGCCAAGCCGGCAGAUGAGGAGAUGCUGAAGGUGUACUCGCUCUUCAAGCAGGCCUCGGUGGGGGACGUCAAUACAGCUCGUCCAGGGAUGCUGGACUUCACUGGGAAGGCCAAAUGGGACGCCUGGGAGAAGCAGAAAGGGAAGAGCAAAGAUGACGCCAUGAAUGAGUACAUCCAGCUGGUGGAGGAGCUGAAGCAGAAGUACGGGAUCUGAGAACUCUCUCUGCCCCGUCCACAUCCCAGCCAUGUGAAACGCCUUAAAGUAUGAGGAGCAGCGGAACACGGCUCGCCGGGGAACGGGAUUCUUCUGUACCCGGGAGUCCAGCCAUCUCACAAUAAAAGCACUCUUCUAAAAAACUGGUUUGUGGUCCUGCGGUCCGGUUUCCUUUGGUGUGAAUCACAAUCUGCUUCCAGGAUUUAAGUGAAACAAGUAAAUAAACAUUUGUAGCUGGUGAUGAUCAAGGUUGGAGGACUGAUGGUGGUUCCCAUAGAAACAAUUUUCAGGUGCCAAUAAAUUGUGACUUUAAAUCCAUUUGACCAAAUGUUUGGUGUGAGAGAUUUCUCUCCCUCUUUCUGUUUAGCUGCUGAAAUGGGAACAUGCGUUUCCUAAUUCUAGCGACCCACCUGACCGGCUGGUUGUAAACAUGAUGCAAGUUCAUAAAGAGAAUAAAGGUUUCACACACCUCAA
Messenger RNA from Cololabis saira (Pacific saury), 885 nucleotides. It is a transcript of the gene dbi, whose product is annotated as diazepam binding inhibitor (GABA receptor modulator, acyl-CoA binding protein). The record is from RefSeq and is a predicted model, not a curated record. Bases 142 to 411 code for a protein of 89 amino acids. Gene Ontology annotation, biological process: fatty acid metabolic process. The transcript is spliced from 4 exons. Lineage: Eukaryota; Metazoa; Chordata; Actinopteri; Beloniformes; Belonidae. Gene Ontology annotation, molecular function: fatty-acyl-CoA binding.